Molecule: messenger RNA, 406 nt
Organism: Drosophila pseudoobscura
Lineage: Eukaryota; Metazoa; Arthropoda; Insecta; Diptera; Drosophilidae
Gene: robl22E
Product: robl22E
Exons: 1
Coding region: 97-390 (97 amino acids)
Biological process (GO): microtubule-based movement
Cellular component (GO): cytoplasm; cytoplasmic dynein complex; centrosome
Molecular function (GO): dynein intermediate chain binding
Source: RefSeq, a predicted model, not a curated record
UUCCCCAGUAUAUUUCCGACUCCGAGUCUAAACACAACAAAUCGAAUAUAAUUCUCUCGAAAAAAACACAGCAGAAAAGCAGCAAAGCGCCGUAAAAUGUCCGCCGAGGUGGAGGAGAUGCUGAAGCGCUUCCAGGCCCUGAAGAACGUGGUGGGCAUCAUAGUGAUCGACAACGACGGCAUACCCAUCAAGACCACGCUGGACAACACCCUGUCCGUGCACUAUGCGGCCACGAUGCAGACCCUCCGGGAGAAGGCCCGCCAGGUGGUCCUCGAUCUGGACGGCACCAACGAGUUCACGGCCCUGCGGAUGCGCACCCUCUACCACGAGGUGAUGCUCUGCCCCAAGGACGACUACUUUAUCGUCGUCAUACAGAAGCCUUGCGAAUAGCAAGCCAAAAAUAGCA